UACCUUAACCUGCACAAACCGGGUCUUCCUUUGUAACACACUCUUGAUUCUCCUGAGUUACACACACCCUUCCCGUGUCUUGAAUUAGCUUUCCACUUCUACAUAAGCCCCGGUUCACCCUGCAUAUCCACUGCUACAUAUUGCUGUCGCUCCACCACCAAUUGGCGUCACUAACGCCGCUCUCGACAUGACAGAAUACCGUCACGUUUACUCAGACCGCGGACGCCUGCGCUAUAUCCCAGAACAUUUACCAGAGCCCUUACGGAUUGGACGUGGUCUCUUUCAAGGACGUCCCCGUCGACCGCACCGCAUCCACAUCGCACACGUCGCACCCGACCCAACCCUCCGCUGUCGCCAAAGGCGGGAGACGACUAGCAAGUCGUACUUCACAGAAAAACUGGCGGGCCCCCGUGAGAACGCCAAGCGCUAUCUGCGCAAUUUGCUCGACAAACAGUUCGCCUCGCCCUCAGAACCUACAAACAUUGUCCUACCUGCCUCGUCUGCCAAUAGCAACCGCACAUCGAUUGCUUCUUUCCCGGAGAGCAGGCUUUCCACAGCACCCAGCGACAUGCGUUCAACACCACGAGCCUCUGGCGCGGUUGGCUCUUUCGGCCAUAUGUCAGCCCAGUCGCACCUCGACAUGUCCCGUCCCUCGCUAUCAGAUUCGCACCUCUCGUCUGGGAGAUCUUCGGCGAAAAGCGCGAUCAGCAGCAUAUCCAAACUGCCAGAAGAGAAGCCGAUAGCUUCAGGAGGAGGUGUCAGCGUCAACAUUGCACUCACAGAACCUGUUUUGUUUCUCCAGGGGUUCGAGCAGACCGAGCACGCGGAGCGGAACACAGCAAUGCUUCGUGGCUCCCUGAUAUUGAAGGUCACAAAACCUACAAAGCUAAAGGCCAUCACACUGAAAUUCAGAGGCAAAGCUGUCACAAAGUGGCCCGAGGGCAUUCCUCCCAAGAAGGUCGAUUUUGAGGAGGUUGAUAUCCUGAUGAACCACACGUGGCCCUUCUUCAACGCUCAGUUUCCGACCGCAGAGUCCAGCACUGGGGCAGAUCGCGUCGAGUUUUACAAAAAUGGCGGCGGCCUUGGCUCUUCGCCCAACACAUCAUCUACCAACCUCACAUCAAAGGAGGCAAAAAGACUGUCUCUACAAGUCAAUCACUCGCGCAGCUUCGGCAAGGGCGAGUCACCAUCAGGAGGACCAUCCAUAGCGCAAAAAGGGUACAGGACGUUCCAAGCUGGCGAGUACAUGUACAAUUUCGAGCUUCCCCUCGAUAGUCACUUGCCAGAAACCAUCGACGUCGACCUCGGCUCCGUUAAGUAUGAGAUGGAGGCUACAGUCGAGCGAGCUGGCGCAUUCCGUACCAACCUACUUGGAACCAAAGAAAUCGUCUUGGUACGCACACCAUCAGAAGGCUCACUGGAGCAAGUCGAGCCCAUUGCCAUCAGCCGAAGCUGGGAAGACCAGCUGCACUAUGACAUUGUCAUCUCUGGAAAGUCCUUCCCAUUGGGUGCCCAGGUCCCCAUUGCCUUCAAGCUUACACCCCUGGCGAAGGUACAAUGUCAUCGUAUUAAGGUAUUCGUUACUGAAAACGUUGAGUACUUUUGCAAUCAAAAGCGGGUCCACCGUAUGGAGCCUGUCCGCAAAGUACAACUGUUUGAAAAGCGAGCCGACGGACCUCCCACAAGUACAUUUCCUGGCAGCACAAUGCGAAUUGUGUCAGGAGGCGGCGUACCAUAUGAUCAAAGAGCUGCAGCUGCACGAGGCGAGGAUGUGCAAGUACAAGAUCCGGGGAACCUACUGGGUGAUCUGAAUGGGGAAGGCAUUGUCGGACCCACAGAGAUGGAAUUCAACGUACAACUGCCAAGCUGUCACAACAUGCGAGACAAAGACAAGACUUCCCGGCUGCACUUUGAUACCACGUACCAAAACAUCCAGGUACAUCAUUGGAUAAAGCUGGUCAUGCGCCUUUCGAAACCCGACGCGGUUGAUCCAACGAAGAGACGACACUUCGAGAUUUCAAUCGACUCGCCCUUCCACAUCCUCUCAUGCCAGGCUACACAAGCAAAUACAGCGCUACCGGCAUAUUCGUCACCUGAGCCGUAUUUCGAUGACGCACGAGUACCCGAAUGCGGCUGCCCAAAUGCUCCUAUCCGCCGCACGUCUCCGACUGGUCGGGUCCCAACUCUGAGCUCGAUUAGUCGUUCUAGGGGCAACUCGGAUGCAACCAUACCAACACCCAUGCCGACACUCGCACGACCACAAGCAGCACACAUUGGUGGUCCUGCCGAUAAUAAUGUACAACGUCCCAUUCAUCUCCUUCGUGUACCAUCGUUUGCGCCACCAGAGUUCUCGGAGGAAGAACCGCCGCCACCUCUCGAGACUCCACCACCGCUAUAUGAGUCGAUCGCAUCACCCACAAGCGGACUGGCAGAUUAUUUCUCGCGGUUGUCCGACGCUUACGAUGACGACAGCGAAGGUGAGCGUGCAGACCACCGUCGUGUUGAGAUCCCCUUGACGCCCGGAGGCCGCACAGCCAGGAGCAUGGACGAAAGGAGAACAUGGCUUCCCGUCGGCCAUUAACUUGGACAACGCAAAACAACAAACAAGAGCAUGAAGCGCGCAUGAUUGCAAUGACGACAUGACAUACGAUUUGGCCUGCAUCUUCCGGCUGAUUUUAGGCGUUAUCGAACCCGGAUUGGUGGUUCAGGGAGCGUAAUUUCUUAUGCUUAUUUUCUUUUG
This is a messenger RNA of Boeremia exigua, 2740 nucleotides long. RefSeq lists its product as uncharacterized. The coding region runs from base 188 to 2581 and encodes 797 amino acids. Gene Ontology annotation, biological process: ubiquitin-dependent endocytosis. NCBI's taxonomy places the organism in Eukaryota, Fungi, Ascomycota, Dothideomycetes, Pleosporales, Didymellaceae. Gene Ontology annotation, molecular function: protein-macromolecule adaptor activity; ubiquitin protein ligase binding. Gene Ontology annotation, cellular component: cytosol; cytoplasm. The record is from RefSeq and is a predicted model, not a curated record. The transcript has a single exon.